CGUUGUGCAUAAAACAGUGAAUUGGACUUGUAUAAUACGCGGGCCACUUGUAGAAGAAGGCCGCGAACCAAUAGUCUACCACAGCUUGAUUGCUGCCUGGACCGCACACGCUUCGCCACUAUGCAGACGACAAUCCUGCGCCCCUGCGUCCGCCUAAAUGGCUUCCGGCCAAUGCCUUUUUCACGGGCGUCACCUCUGUGCCCUGGCCUCCCUCUUGCCGGGUUGCGCAAGCGGAUGCAACUCCAGUCCUCCAAUAACGGUGACGGCUUUAUUAGCGAUGAUGAAGGAACCUACAACGUUGCCGCUGAUUAUUGCGCACUUGACGACAAGGGUAAGAAAGCCUCAAAGCGUUCGCUGGGAGAGAUGGAGCAGGAUUUCCUGGCAGCGAUGACCGCCUGGUACUACGAGGGCAAGCCCACCAUGUCCGAUGAGGAAUUUAACCUGCUUAAGGAUGAGCUGAUCUGGUCCGGCAGCACCGUGGCCGUCCUGAGCAGCGACGAGCAGCGUUUCCUGGAGGCCUCGAUGGCGUACGCGAAGGGCAAGCCGAUUAUGUCGGACGAGGAGUACGACCUUCUGAAGGCAGAGCUCAGGAACAAGAGCAGUAUUGUUACCGCGCAGGGUCCGCGGUGCAGCAUUCGCAGCAAGAAGAUGUACGCAGACGCCGAGCCUGAUUACCUUCGCAUGACCGCGCUAAGCCUACCCGGUGUCAUGUUCGUCCUGGGCCUUGUGUUUGUGGCUGACUACUCCUCCGGCUUCGGCCUCACAAAGGUCAUUGAGCUGCCGGCACCGUACGGCGUUGUACUGCUCUGGGGCCUGCUGCUGCCGUCAUUGUUCGUGAUCGCCUACGCGCUUACCCAGGUCGGCUUUAAGGACAACCUGAUCCUGAAGGCGCCCUGCCCCAGCUGCGGUGCUGAGAACUUUACGUACUUCGGGGAUGUGUUCACCGUCUCCGGGAACCGAGGGCAAAACACGUUGGAGUGCCACAACUGCAAGGCGGACCUGACCUUUGAUGAGUACAAGCGGAUCGUCGUGGUGGCAGAGACAGCGGAGGUCAAGGCUGAGAAGCUCGCGGCGGCUGCUGCCAAGAAGGCUGCGGCUGCUGCUAAGAAGAAGGCCAAGGCCGCCGCUGUUGCCGAGUAGACCCGGCGGACUUGCAGCACGCAGAUCCGCUGGGGUUGCGCUACGGCGGCAAGACCCCAUCUACAUUUUGGCUGCCGCCUUGGCGCGCAGCAUUGGGACAUGGCUUUGUGCGUAUACAGUCGUGAGCGAGUGAAGGGCCGUGUCCGAGUUAGAUCGUCCGUUGCUGUGAGCCGCUACGGACCCCCUUGAGCUUGAGCAGUUCGUGAAAUCGUACGAGGUAUCUGUUUACACCUCAGGGGUGCUGAGCCGAGCCGAAAUGACGCAAGCACACGGAAGAUGAUGACGGUGUCAUAUGAACAGCAAAUUUUGAACGAAAGGAGGUUGAGGGUGAUUAUUGAGGGCCGUGUGCGUCAGGUGCGGAGGCGCGCAUUUUGAGUGGUGAGAGGGAGAAAUGGGUGCAGCAUACGGUUCUGCCACCACAGUAUUGUUAAUCUGUGGGUCAUCUGUGAGCCGUCUUGGAGUUUGGGGUGUUGUUGGGUAUGUGCAGUCGGCUGGCGCCGUGGUAGAGGAGCGAGGUGUCCUGUACGUGCAUGCGUUCCCUUGCUGCGCGGCCUGUGCUUUUGGCUGGGUUGCGUUUUCUGCACGGAGGUCGAGCUGAUGUUGUUAUGGUUGGGAGCGCGACACGAUUGGGGCUCUGGAGCCCAAUGCAGGUAUCAAGGGAAUUCGAAUCUCAACUCCAUGAAUAAGGGCGCGGCAGGCAGUUUUGGCCCAGGUUGAGAUAGCUCGCGUGCCUGCCCCCCAACCAUCCGCAUCUCGUGUUUCAAGACGACCCAUUGGACCUGGAGAGGUUGACGCCUUGGCGCUGAUGUUUAGGAUCGCAGACAGUUCGCAAUUCACCAACUGGCGGGCAAUAUGUCUUGCGUUACUUGACGGCGCCUUUGCAUGCAUAUUUAAAACCAUCUGGCAGGACAAC
This is a messenger RNA of Volvox carteri f. nagariensis, 2053 nucleotides long. RefSeq lists its product as uncharacterized. Bases 121 to 1140 code for a protein of 339 amino acids. The record is from RefSeq and is a predicted model, not a curated record. NCBI's taxonomy places the organism in Eukaryota, Viridiplantae, Chlorophyta, Chlorophyceae, Chlamydomonadales, Volvocaceae. Gene Ontology annotation, cellular component: chloroplast thylakoid membrane. The transcript is spliced from 3 exons. Gene Ontology annotation, molecular function: oxidoreductase activity, acting on iron-sulfur proteins as donors. Gene Ontology annotation, biological process: photosynthetic electron transport in photosystem I.